Molecule: messenger RNA, 1055 nt
Organism: Quercus lobata
Lineage: Eukaryota; Viridiplantae; Streptophyta; Magnoliopsida; Fagales; Fagaceae
Product: Phosphatidylinositol N-acetylglucosaminyltransferase, GPI19/PIG-P subunit
Exons: 6
Coding region: 343-846 (167 amino acids)
Source: RefSeq, a predicted model, not a curated record
CAACUAAACGCACCGACAAUCAGUUCGAUUUCUAUUGUCUUAACAGACUUAGCAGUCCCUCCCAACCGUAGGAUCCAAAACGACAUACAGCCCAAUCUUCAGUCGUUUCGUUUCAUCUUUAACAGCCGCAAAGUUCUGGUCAAAACUCAAAAUAACUAAAAAAAGCAGGCAAGUCUACAGAAAAGUUUUUAUUCAAGAUAAUUUUGUGAGUGCUUGUAUUAGAAAAAUAGCUUUCGAAUCCAUUGGCACCAUGCUAUGAAUCUUGGCUUCCAGUGGGGAAUUUGGCAUUCAAUAACAUCACCUUGAGUGUGCUGGAAUGCUAGAUUUUGAAAAGGGCAAGCCAUGGAAGAUCCUUAUUCUGUCAGUAGUCCCAGAAGAAUUCUCAGUCUGUCAAAGAAGAGAAGGGCAACUGUCUCCUUUUUGGAUGCAGAUGAGAGGACUUCUGGGUUUGGAGUGUCUGGAGAGCAUGGUCCCAAGCCAUCAGAAGUCUAUGGGUUUGUUGGUUCCAUAACAACUGUCAUCACUACAGUUAUUUUCUUGGUAUGGGCAUAUGUUCCAGAGGAUUGGCUACAUUCCAUUGGAAUUUCCUACUAUCCCAGCAGGCAUUGGGCAUUGACAGUGCCAGCUUAUUUUAUGGCGACUGUAGUAUUAGCAUUGGGAUUUUACAUUGGCCUUAACUUCAUGUCGACUCCUUCCCCAACUUCCUUAAACAUAAUUUUUGAUGAAUUCAGUAGAGAACCAUUGAGCUCUGUUCCUUCAGUGGAUGGUGAUGAGCAGCCCAUUGAGUCCAUAUCCGAUAUUGGCAUCAAUAAAAUUAAUUAUCUCAUGUUUAAUAAUGUAAAUUGACAAUCCGCAUUAAGGUAUGACUGUCCUGCACCUACAUUACAUAAUGUUAUUGAAUAGAAUAGAUUGCCAUGAGACUUGACUUGUAACUCAACUAGUUAGCACCUCCGGGUGUUUUCACUGAAACAUCCAGGGUUCAAAUCCCCUCUCCCGUUGUAAUAUUGAAUUAUUAAAAAAAAAAAUAUUGAAUAGCAUAGAUUAUUGUGAUUUUA